Messenger RNA from Hyaloscypha bicolor E, 780 nucleotides. RefSeq lists its product as uncharacterized. The transcript is spliced from 3 exons. Bases 1 to 780 code for a protein of 259 amino acids. The record is from RefSeq and is a predicted model, not a curated record. Lineage: Eukaryota; Fungi; Ascomycota; Leotiomycetes; Helotiales; Hyaloscyphaceae.
AUGUAUCUUAUCCAAAAGAGCUUUUACGCCCUUGCGCUCUUGACUGUCUUUUCAAGCGUAACUUCUAUACCUGUCAAUAUCCAAAGCAAUGAUACGGGUUUAACUACUUCGAAUAACGUGGUCUUAUCACUUGAUCAGCGUAACAACCCAGUCCUCGUUGCUUCAGAUAGCGCUAUUAAAUCCCUCACGGGUACAGAUGCAGAUACCUUGGACUUAGCCCCGCGCAGCGGCCCUCCUACCGAUCAAGACUUUGUGAACUUUUUUAAAGCAAAACAGCGUACCCUAGCCACCGACCGACUUGUCUUCUUCUCUGGUGUCGGUGCAGCGGAGUCUCAGGACUUUGCCCGCGCCACAGGCCGCCAAACCUUAGAGAUGAUUAUUGGUAAUACCUGGAGUCAUUACCAAGGUGUUCGUGCAGAUGGCGGUUUCUGGCCAGAUUGGCCGGCGGCAAUUGCAGGCUUCUGGGAUCCUGCUUCUCGGGCUUGUGCACAGUACGCUACGGGAGAAGUCUUUUUCUAUAGUUCUCGAGAAGUGCUAGACGACCAGACGCGACCGAAUUGCCCUAAAUGCUGGUAUAGGGUAGAGAAGCCAGAGUUAAUUGCUUCAAUGCAUGCUAGGUAUACCCCGAGGGUUACAAGUAUCGCAAAGUAUACCUACCCCUAUAGAGACAACAAGGGGCCUGUGGGGUAUAUCCAAACAAUGUCGGAUAAGAGAGAUCUCUUAGGUGUUGUUAGUAAUAUAGUGGGGAAUUGGGUGACGCUUGCCAAGUCACGUGCAUAA